Molecule: messenger RNA, 1764 nt
Organism: Zasmidium cellare ATCC 36951
Lineage: Eukaryota; Fungi; Ascomycota; Dothideomycetes; Mycosphaerellales; Mycosphaerellaceae
Exons: 1
Coding region: 1-1764 (587 amino acids)
Biological process (GO): mRNA splicing, via spliceosome
Cellular component (GO): spliceosomal complex
Source: RefSeq, a predicted model, not a curated record
AUGGCCGCUGGCUCUCGCACAUCGCUAUCCAGCGCGCUGCCCAAGCCCAAGUACACCGGCGAAGAUGAAGACCUGCCGACGCACACGCAACAGAAGGGCCCACGAGUCAUCGAUGCACGCGAGCUCGAAUCAUCGCAGCUGGUGGUGAAGCGCUCCGGACCACCGCCAUACGGAUCGCGCUCGGGAUGGCGACCAAGAAAUGCCGAAGACUUUGGAGAUGGGGGUGCUUUCCCGGAAGUACCAGUCGCACAAUACCCUCUAGACAUGGGUCGCAAAAACCAGCCAUCUUCUUCCAAUGCACUCGCACUGCAGGUGGAUAAUGAAGGUAAGGUCAAGUACGAUGCGAUCGCACGACGGGGCCACAGUGAGAACCGCGUUAUCCAUGCCAGCUUCAAGGACCUCAUUCCGCUGCGGCAGAGGGCUGAUGUCGGAGAGAUCAGCUUGGAGAAGCCGAGCGAGGAAGAGGUGCAGGAGAGCAAAGAGCGGACACAGCUGGCACUGCAGACUUUGGUGGAUGGUACUUUGGCUGCACAGAAGCCCAAGAAUGUCAAGGGCACGACGAGGCCAGAGCCUACCUUUGUGCGGUACACCCCGGCCAAUCAAAUGGGAGACAACAGCAAGAAGCAGGACCGGAUCAUGAAGAUUGUGCAGAGACAGCAAGACCCGAUGGAGCCACCGAAGCACAAGAUCAAGAAAGUUCCUCGUGGACCACCUUCCCCACCACCCCCCGUGAUGCGUUCUCCGCCACGUAAAUUGACCGCCGAAGAUCAAGAAGCGUGGAAGAUUCCGCCACCCGUAUCAAACUGGAAGAAUCCCAAGGGUUACACUGUGCCUCUUGACAAACGUCUGGCUGCUGAUGGUCGAGGACUGCAGGACGUGACUAUCAACGACAAGUUCGCACAAUUUGCAGAGGCACUCCACACCGCGGACAGACAUGCAAGAGAAGAGGUGCAGCAGAGACAGCGAAUGCAACAGCGGUUGGCCGAGAAAGAGAAGGAGGCCAAAGAGGAACAUCUGCGACAGCUGGCGAUGAGAGCGCGCGAGGAUAGGGAAGCUGCGACAACACAGAGACGAGGAUCUGACAGGGGAAGGUCAAGAAGCCGAUCUGCGGAUAGCCGCUCAUCAUAUUCAUCACAUUCUUCACACUCGCGCAGCAGGUCUCCUCCUGGUCGCGACGAUGGGGAGAAAGAUCGCAGAGAGCGUGAGCGACAACGCGCCGAUGCUCGGCGUGAUGCCCGUCGUGAGAUGCGACAGAAGAACAUGGGCCACGAGAGGCGAUUGCAGAUGAUGGCACGGGAGCAGAAUCGUGAUGUCAGUGAAAAGGUGGCUCUGGGUCUUGCGAAGCCCACGCAGAGCAAGGAAGCAAUGUACGACUCUCGACUUUUCAACCAGAGUUCCGGCUUUGCUGCAGGUUUCAACGAGGACCAGCCAUACGACAAACCGCUGUUUGCUGAGCGAGAUGCUUUGAACUCGAUCUACAGGCCUCAGGUGGGAGAUGACGACGAUGAAGAUGGUGGCGAGACUUUGGAGAAGAUUCAGGGUACGAAGAGGUUUGAAACGCUCGGGAGAGCGCCAAAGGAGGGGUUCAAGGGCACGGAGACGGCCGAGCAGAGAAGUGGACCAGUCCAAUUCGAACGUGACCGCGGCGAUGAUCCUUUCGGUGUUGAGGCCAUGAUCGAUGCGGCGACGAAGAAUGCGCACAAGCGACCGGCUGAAGACGAGAGCGGUGGGAAAGGCAAGAAGGCGAGGGUGGACGAUGAGUAG